AUUGAGUGCUUCUACCUUAUCAUUCAAGUAAUUUCAGAAUGUCGUAUUCCUGUGAAGCUGUUAUAUAUACUUAUUCUGGUUGUGUUGUUAAGUGGUGAGACAACAAUUGCUGUCAAAGUUCUCAACCUUGUUCAUCGUGGAGCUUCCAAAAGUUUUGCAGCCGAGUGUGAGGCCCUGAAAAACAUUAGACACCGUAACCUUUUGAAGGUGCUGUCUGGAUGUUCAGGUUUUGACUAUCAAGGUGAUGAUUUCAAGGCCUUAGUCUAUGAGUUCAUGGCUAAUGGGAGCUUAGAGGAAUGGUUGCAUCCACUUCAGAGAAUUGGUGUGACAAAUGAGAGACCAACGAGUUUAAUGUUUUCUCAAAGGUUGAACUUUGCUAUUGACGUUUCUAUGGCAUUGGAUUAUCUCCAUAAUCAUUGUGAAACGCCAAUAGUUCACUGUGAUCUCAAGCCGAGCAAUGUUCUUCUCAAUGAUGAUAUGGUCGGGCAUGUUGGUUAUUUUGGCUGGGUAAGAUUCCUUCCCAGAACUUCUGGAAAUCAAUCAAGCUCUGUCGGAGUUAAAGGAACAAUUGGUUAUGCUCCUCCAGAGUAUGGUAUGGGCAAUGAAGUUUGGACACAAGGAGAUGUGUACAGUUUUGGCAUCCUGCUGUUGGAAAUGUUCACAGGAAGAAGACCAACAGAUAACAUGUUCCAGGGAACUUUAAACCUUCAUAGCUUUGUCAGAAAAGCUCUGCCUAAGCAAGUGAGAGAGAUUGUCGAUCCUGUUCUAGUUCCACGGAACAUUGAAGCAGAGAUUAGCGCUUGGGUAAAAAUCGAAGACAGCUUGAUUUCAAUUUUAGAAGUUGGUGUUGCUUGUUCUGCAGAGCUGCCUAGAGAACGGUUGGCCAUUAGUGAUGCUAUGGCUGAGAUGUGUCGGAUAAGAAACAAACUUCAUGCAAACUUGAUGUGAAUAGAUGCGUAUUUGCAGCUAAGCUAAGCGAAUUGCAGGUUGCAGUAGCUGCAGAUUCUUUUGAUGGCUUGCAUGCCGACCUACUGGUGUUGCAUUUUGGUUGCCUGUCUGUAACUUGAAUCUUUUUGUGUUUAUGGCUGGAUUUUAAGACCUGCAGCUAUUUGCCUGCUUCUUUAUUCCUUUCUUUUCCACUUCUUUCAAUUUUGUUGUUGGUUUGUGGUGUCAGCCCCAUCUGUUUGUUUUCAGUCCUCUGGUUUUUUUAAUGAAACCGAUACAGUCAAUGUGU
Molecule: messenger RNA, 1234 nt
Organism: Rosa rugosa (rugosa rose)
Lineage: Eukaryota; Viridiplantae; Streptophyta; Magnoliopsida; Rosales; Rosaceae
Product: probable LRR receptor-like serine/threonine-protein kinase At3g47570
Exons: 2
Biological process (GO): protein phosphorylation
Molecular function (GO): ATP binding; protein kinase activity
Source: RefSeq, a predicted model, not a curated record